AGUCUGUUGUAUUUUUUAUGGUGUUUGAUGUUUACAUUGGAUAAGAAAUAUGUGCAAUUUUGUUUGACUAUUAAAGUCAAUGAUUCUUCCAGAUUAAGAUUACCACCAUGGCUUAAGACAGAAAUACCCAUUGGAAAGAACUAUUACAAACUAAAGGAAUCAUUGAGAGAACUCAAUCUAUCUACAGUUUGUGAAGAAGCAAAAUGUCCAAACAUUGGUGAAUGUUGGGGUGGAUCCGAUAGUCAAACAGCAACAGCAACGAUGAUGCUUCUUGGUGAUCAAUGUACGCGAGGUUGUUGUUUCUGUUCAGUGAAAACUAACAAAAAGCCACCAGCUCCUGAUCCUAUGGAACCUGAAAAUACAGCAAUUGCAAUUUCCAGAUGGGGGCUUGGUUACGUAGUUCUGACGUCUGUUGACAGAGAUGAUUUAUCAGAUGGUGGUGCUUCGCAUUUCGCUGAGACAGUCAUCAAAAUAAAAGAAAAUUCUGCACAUUUUCUACUCCAUGUUGCUUUUGAUAACCCAGUUCUUCAAGAUGAAGUAUUUCAAACUCUUAAAGAUCUUAGAGAAGCUAAAGUCGACUGUGUUACUCUUGGACAGUAUAUGCAGCCAACCAGAUUACAUUUGAAGGUUGCUGAAUAUAUAGCACCAGAGAGGUUUGCGCAUUGGGAAAAAGUGGGCAAGGCGUUAGGCUUUGCUUACACAGCUAGUGGUCCUUUGGUAAGGUCUUCGUAUAAAGCUGGUGAGUUUUUAUAUAUUUUUGAUACAUUACCACAUGUAAGUAACAUUAAAGUUGUCGGAACAGUAGAAAAAAUUUUUCCUGUUUUACUUAAAUGUUGUGUAUAUUUAACUGACAAUUGACGAAAUAAAGUUGCGACUAAUCCAUGACGUCA
Molecule: messenger RNA, 890 nt
Organism: Xenia sp. Carnegie-2017
Lineage: Eukaryota; Metazoa; Cnidaria; Anthozoa; Malacalcyonacea; Xeniidae
Product: lipoyl synthase, mitochondrial-like
Exons: 7
Coding region: 28-858 (276 amino acids)
Biological process (GO): lipoate biosynthetic process
Cellular component (GO): mitochondrion
Molecular function (GO): lipoate synthase activity; 4 iron, 4 sulfur cluster binding
Source: RefSeq, a predicted model, not a curated record